Molecule: messenger RNA, 4629 nt
Organism: Scylla paramamosain (green mud crab)
Lineage: Eukaryota; Metazoa; Arthropoda; Malacostraca; Decapoda; Portunidae
Exons: 9
Coding region: 222-3278 (1018 amino acids)
Source: RefSeq, a predicted model, not a curated record
UUCCAGGAGGGUCUUCCCCUUCCGAGUGGCGUCCGCGCUUGCUUCCUUCGUCAGGCACCUCCCGCCUCACGCCUUGCUUCCUCCCGUCUCCCAGAGUCUACACACCUGCACUCUUGAGGCACCUCCCGCCUCACGCCUUGCUUCCUCCCGUCUCCCAGAGUCUACACACCUGCACUCUUGAGGCUGCUGGCGAGAGGAACUGUCGUCCCAAGACCUCCACCAUGACUGCCGCUCCGAAAGUUUGCGUCCGUCGCGCGAAGCUCAUCUUCCUGAUGGAGAACGCAGGCAAGGACGUCUUGACCUUCGUGUUGAAGCGCGGUGCGCUGAACGCACCCGCCACGCCGCCGGGCCAGUCCCUCACUGACUACCUUGACAACCUCCCUCAAGGCUCGACAGCCAACUAUGGCAGGAUGAGUAACAAACAAAAGAGAACAGCACUGAACAACACCGACCGCCGCCAAGCACAACGCUUCCCUUUAUGGGACAAAUUUGAUGUGACUUUCCUGCACAAAGCAAUAAAGCUGACGUGCGAAGGCCUGGCGAGAGAUAACGAUCCCGAAUGGCGGAACGAGAACACCCUGGAGGGAUUGGUAACGAAAAUCAAGGAUGAGCGGAAUGAACUCUUUCAUGAAGUGAAAGAUUUCAGCGAGGCAGAGUACCAGCACAAAGUCAUUGAGUUAGAGCACCUCUUCAUCCGAGUCCUCGCCGCAGCCAAGACCAAAUACUGCAUUCCUGACGCAGAGGUGACACCCGUGCAGGACAACGCCCGGCAGGUCGCUGAUACCUUCAGAAAAACAGGAAUGGAGAAAGAAAUUUUAAAAGAUUAUUUUAGUAUCAUGCACCAAGAAUUUAUGAGAGACACUCAGACCCACCUCAAAACAUCCUAUGAUCGAGUGCAAACCUUUGAUCCUCUGUCCUUCCUUACCAACUCACCAAAACACCAUCAUCACAUCCAGGACAUUUUCUGCAAGAUGUCCCUCGUGGAAGGAAGAGGAGACGUCGAACAGAGGCGAGACAUCGACACUUGCGACGUGCUGACGGUGACGCGCCGCGCGGGACAGAAUCCACAGCCGUCCACAUCCUCAUCGGCCACGCCGCCCACGCACGGCGCCAAGCCACAGCUCAUCCUGAUCAGGGGCGUGGCAGGAAGCGGCAAAACGACCCUGCUCACCUUCCUUGUCUCAGAGUGGCUUCAGGAGACCGGCGCCUGCACCAUCAAACACCUGGACGAGUACGACAUCGUGCUGCGUGUCUUGUGCCGCGAUGAUGAAGGCCCAUCUCUCCAGAACUUCCUCAAAGUGAUCCUCCCAAACCAUUUUGCUGUGAUGGACGAACACCUCAUCCCCCUCCUACAACAAUGCAAAGUUCUCUUCCUGAUUGACGGCCUGGACGAACUGUCGCCAGGCACUCCGUCACACAGCCUUGUGAAGGACAUCAUCAGCAUCUCGAAAUACUCGCCUGACUUCACACUCGUCUGCACAUCGCGACCCGAAGCAAUGGAAGACUUCCUGGCCAAAGUACCUGAUGGUUAUGAGGUGUGGGCCAUGGAGAUGAAAGGUGUCAGCCAUGAACAAAGAAUUCAUUUUGUCAUGAAGCAUUACAACAGCUUCCCAGACAAGGGGGACAAAGACCCUGAGAGGCUUGAGUACCUCAUGAAACACUUAGGCUGGAAGGAUUACCUCGGCCUGCCCUUGAACCUGCAUUUUAUUGCAUGGUUGUUUUAUUUUAAUGUAGACAACAUCAACAUUACCACCACCCAGACCAGCCUGUAUGUCGCUAUACGAGACUGGUGCAUACAAAAACUGCAGGCCAGACUCACAGGUCAUUCACUAGACAGACAGACUCGUGAGGUCCACAUCUACAAGGUAUUGGAAGACCUAUAUGACGUGUCUAUGCAGGCUCUUCUUCAAGACCGACUCACUCUGUCAAAACAGGAAGAGCAGAAGCUAAUUUGUUCCUGUCAUGAGAAAGGAUUACCCAGCAAGGAAGUCAUCCCAGCGUUCUUCAAUCUUCAAGACACCAGUGACAGGCUGGGACAUCAUCAGAAGUAUGCAGCCCCACACAAGAGCCUACAGGAAUUCUACGGUGCAUCAGCAAUCGUCCACAAGCUGGUGGAGGGCUCACACUCAGAAAACAUACGACGCAUGCUUCACGACCCGCCGCGCCAACAGCUCCGGAACUUGAAGAACCUGUUCCAGCACGUGGCAUGUCUCUUCUGCCACCGACAAACACCACGUCAUGUUUCAGACAUCCGACGCAUGCUUCACUUCCCGCCGCCAGAACAGCUCCGGAACAUGAGGAACCUGCUGCUGCACGUGGCAGGUCUCCUCUGCCACCCUAACAUACCACCUCGUGCUGCAGCCAUACAAGAGGUGGUGGACCUACUGGCGGAGACUGGUGUGGAAAGGUGUGGUGAUUGGCUGUCCAUGUUGGAGGACACUGAAGUGAACAGGACUGCCUUGGAUUGUGUUGUCAGACACAUUACAAGUGAUGAGAGGGAGAUGGUAACAAUAACAGACAGCACCAUCACCAGUGCCAGGGCCCUCCUCCCCCUCAUCCCCUCCAAGGAGGUACGGAUACAGCUAAGCAAGAAGGAAUCAGACGUGCAGGGGCUCAUCUUUGAACACCACAAAUACAUUGAGCUGUCCCUGCACCACCAAUACAGGCAUCCAGACCAAGCCACUCUCUGUGACUCCUUGCUGCGUGCCAUGCCCAGGAAUCACCUUCAGUGGUUCACGGGUCACCUAAGUGGUGCCGGCACACAGCUGCUGCAGGAGUGCCGGGGCCUGGAGGUUCUCAGCCUGGCCGUGUGUGACCAAGACGCCCAAGAGGUUCUGGCCGCCAUCAGCGCCGUCCACGCGUCGCUGCCUCAGCUACACACCCUCUUCCUACACGUCCCCGUGGGUGCCGUGAGGACAGAGGCGUGCACCACACGGCUGCCUGGCUGCCCAUGGGUGUUCCUCGUGUUGUCUGGCGUGGACGAGAGGCUGCUGGAGGAGGCGGCCCAGAUAGCACAGCUCCUGCAGCCCACACAGCGCCCAUACUGCCGCAUCAGGUUCCCCGGCAGCAGCAUGAAGGCAGAUGUGUGGCGGCGCUGCCUUCACAAGCUGGCUAUUGCUGGCGUCACGGUGCAGCGUAUUGUUGGUGGUGGUAUUGUGGCACCGGACACCAGCCCCAUCACGGAGGAGGAGGAGAGGGAGCUGCACACCCUUGCCAGCACCAGGAUAUUAGGUGCCUUCAACAGCUGGCCUGAAGAGGACCUGUGGCAGUCACUGUAAUCCCCGUGACGGCCAGACUCAUCGGUGCUGGAAGUGCAUCCACUCACGAGGCAAACACCUGGGCUGCAUUUAUCCUACUGCAUUGUGUGUGUACAAGUCUACAGUGUGGCGCUCUCUCUCUCUCUCUCUCUCUCUCUCUCUCUCUCUCUCUCUCUCUCUCUCUCUCCUCUCUCUCUCUCUCUCUCUCUGUUUCUGUUUGUCUGUCUGUUUCUGUCUGUCUGUCUGUUUCUGUGUGUGUGUGUGUGUGUGUGUAUGUGUGUGUGUGUGUCUCCCUGAUGGUGGGUGGGUCAAGUUGUAUUGGUAAGGUGGUGGCGAGUGUGAGUGUGAAGUGUCGGUGUGCAGUGUGUGUGAGAGCCAAGUGUCAGUUAGGAUCACGUUAGUACAAGGUGGGCCCAAGCAAAGUUGUGGUGCAGUUUGCAAUGAUUGUUGAUGGUGCACGUGCAGUUUUCCUCGUGGCAAAGUUCACGCCAGAAGUGAGAGAGUCAAGUCACCACAAGACAAGGCUCAGUGUUCUGUCGUGAAGUCUGCGGUGACUGCUGCUAUCACUUCCCACCUGCAGUAUAUACCUUUUAGCAAAGUUUACUUACAAGUUGUGAGUCACCACAAGCCCGGGACUCAACACUCUAUUCUUUAGUGCCUGAUGAUUCUUAAUUGUUCAUCUGCAGUUUGUGUUGCAGCAACGGUUGCGCCAAAACUAUGUUAGUGCGCGCCGAGGAUGCAAGAUGACUGAUUGUCAGUGUUGCGUGCGGUGCGUGUGUUUAGGCCAAGUGUAAGUGACGGCUGAGUUAGUGCAAGAUAAGGCUGAGUAGUGUUCUGUUCUGAAGUGUGAGGCGGUUCUUGGGGUCACUUCCCACCUGCAGUAUGUCUUGUGGCAAAGUUGAAGCUGAGAAUUAAGUUAGUACAAGCGGAGGAUUCAAGUGAUUUGGUUCACCUCACGGUGAUUCUUAAUGUUUGUUGCACCUGCUGUUUGUCUUUAGGCUAAGUUAAGUUACAACUAAGCUGAGUUACAACCACAAGCUGAGGGUGAAGGCUGCUGCUGCUGCUGCUGCUGCUGCUGCUGCUGCUGCUGCAUGCAGUCUUCACCUCAACUUGGUCAGGUUGAUGCUUUCUUCAUUUCUGUGUUGAGUUACAAGUUUACUACAAGUGGUGGCAGGUUUGUCACGUUCUCGUAAGUGGAUGCACGGGUGUGAGUGUGGCGGUGGUGGUGGUGGUGGUGGUGGUGGUGAGAGCCGUGCAUUCCCCAGGGAAGGGGAACGCCCGCCACGUGCAAGUGUGGCGAGGAGCUUCACCACAAACACUGUAUUCUCUGUACCACACAUGGCUGAUUCCCUCAUUAAAAGCUGUAGUACAA